Molecule: messenger RNA, 534 nt
Organism: Fulvia fulva
Lineage: Eukaryota; Fungi; Ascomycota; Dothideomycetes; Mycosphaerellales; Mycosphaerellaceae
Exons: 1
Coding region: 1-534 (177 amino acids)
Source: RefSeq, a predicted model, not a curated record
AUGUCUUUAUUGGGUGUCCUGUUGUUGAUAGCUGACGAUUGUUUUUUCACGGAUGCGGCGUUCAAUGACAAUAUCGACGAGCGAAACGCGGCCCGCGAGCGCUUCAGGUCGAAGGUAAUUCCAAAAGUCGAAGUGUCAAGCGACGAGGACGAGGGCGAGGACGAUGGCAAGGACAAGGAAGAGGAUAUGGAACAUGCAGCUCCUGUCCGAAAGCCUGCUGUCGCGCCAGUGCAGGUGAACGGACACAGGAGAUUCGAUGAGGCCAGCACUCUGAACACUCCGGACCUCGAAGAGCCAGCUCGCCAUGCAUUCCCUACCUCCAGAGGUAUGCAGCCGACAUUGAGCCCAUCGACGAAUCCGCCAGCGCCAACGUCCGACGCCCGUCUAGACCUAGUGGCAGAAUCCACGACCUCGACCGCCCAUGAUCUCGACCGGUAUCGAUCGCCAACACCGCCGCCACCUGCCCUUUCCGAGAAAGAGCGGAGGAAGUUGAAGAAGAAGGAGGCGAAGCGCGAAUGGGCGCGCAGUGCCUGA